GCGUGCGUGCUCAGAGCCCAGUACUACGGCGCUCUGAAGCACGCUGCACGCAAAGCUGAAGCGUCCAAGACGAGAAGAAAAGUCUACCUCAUGCCCUUGGGAGGCGGCGUCUUCAACAAUUCGUGGGAGCUGAUCGCCAGGAGCAUGGCGACCGCCAUCGAGAUGCUGGAAGACCGCGAGUUCGAAAGCCUGGAGAUUCAUCCUUUGACAUGGUCUGGGUCUGCAAAGGAGAAGAGCAGUCUGGAGGCGACCUUCAAAGCGUUGCUCCAGAAAUAG
Molecule: messenger RNA, 276 nt
Organism: Symbiodinium necroappetens
Lineage: Eukaryota; Dinophyceae; Suessiales; Symbiodiniaceae
Source: the annotation of a GenBank genome assembly